Molecule: messenger RNA, 4566 nt
Organism: Aethina tumida (small hive beetle)
Lineage: Eukaryota; Metazoa; Arthropoda; Insecta; Coleoptera; Nitidulidae
Product: LIM domain and actin-binding protein 1
Exons: 22
Coding region: 345-4301 (1318 amino acids)
Biological process (GO): actin filament bundle assembly
Cellular component (GO): plasma membrane; actin cytoskeleton
Molecular function (GO): actin filament binding
Source: RefSeq, a predicted model, not a curated record
AUUCCUAACCCCCGAACAACCCCAUGGUCAAAAAUCAUCACAGAAUCGGUCGAAAUUCCGGUGAAAAUCGCGUCCAAACGAAAGGUAAAAACGGUGAUGGAGUUUGCGCAGUUGUCGCCGCCCAGUCGCCGUAUUUAUAGUGCGGUUUCAGGAUAAUGUUACGCGAGUUUUCAGUCGUUCCCCGUACGCGCAUCUGACUGUCCGUGUUUCGUGUUUUUAAUUUUUUUUUUGUCGGCCCACAUUUAUUGAGUAGCCGUGUGUGUUUUGUGCAUCGCCCCCGGGAGGAUUGAGCUGCGGACGAGCUAAACGCUGGAAACGUGGUGAACAAAAAACGGACAAUAAAAAUGUGGGCGAUGGGAACUGUAAAAGUGGUGGACAGAGACCAGAUGGCGGAGACGGUCCAGAAGUCGCGGAUCGUAAGUGACGACGACAAUCUAGAGGAGUCGCUGCUCGAAGAGUUUAACCUGCGCCUAAAAAACUGCAUGAACCAAGAGGAGCCGACCAAAAACGGGGACGAAGCGGAGGAAAUGUACGAGAACGUGGACGUGGACGUGGACCCCAAACCGAAAACCGCCAGCGAGGUUUUCAUACAGUCGGAAAUCGAGCACUACUACGACGAACCGAGGAAGAUCACCAACGGGGAGCUGCCGCAAUCCUCCCAACAACCACCACAACCAGAACCACAACAACAACAACAACAGCAAGAGGAGGUGGCGGUGGUGGAGGAGGCGGCGGCGGAGGAGGAGGAGAACAUCUACGAGAACGUCAAGACUGACCAAAACACUCCCACGAUUAACUUAGAUGAAGAAACGUACGAAACGGUGCAAGAAAACGUUUACGAAACUAUCGAUGAAGAGAACAAAUCGUCGGUGAAGGACAGAAUGUUCCUGAGCACCGACGACGCGUCUUGUCUGUUGUUCACGCAAACCGUCACGAGUCCCAUGUUAACACCGAGCGAAGAAAACAUCGACUUCCUCAAAGGUUUCAGCAACGAAAGCGCCAACACCUCCGACGACUCGGAUUCCUCCAAAAAGCUCGUCAUUGAUGAGGAUGCGAUUGUCACCGAUUUGGACGACAAGGAGGUCAUUUACGAGAACGUAACUUCGGACGGUACGGUCAGAGAGCAAGAGGUCAUCUACGAAAAUCUCAAGCUGGAGCCCGAGCCUCCCAAAUUAGAAAACGAAACAGUCAAUUUGGAAGUUGAAACCCUCAAAUCAGAGCCCGAAACAGUUGAGGAGGAUAAAGAGGACGUGUACAAAAACAGAGAGUCCCUAAAAGAAUUCGAAACACUAGAAAGAGACUUCGAUGAGCUCAUAAAAUUGGAGGAGAGAACCAAGGAGAUUGAACUCCUGGACGAAAAGGUCCACGAAACGAUACCAGAAGACGACGAGACCUUAGAACUGCAGAAGGACAUCGAAAAGUUGGAAAAAACGGUGGCAAGCGUCAAUGUGCUGGUCAAAAGCGACUUCAAGGAAAAAUAUUCAGAGUACAUACAUCACAAUCGCAUAGAGACGAGUCAGAACUAUUUGGGGAAGUACAGCGAAGUCGUUUCGAAAAAUUCCAAGAACAUCGAAAACAGGGAAAAAGAUACGGAAACGGUGCCCGAAAAGAUCGUACAAAACUUAAAGUCGCAGUUCUCCAAAACACCCGAGGCCAAGAGCGACAAAAAGAAGGAACUUUCGGACGUGAACAACUUAAAAAACAUCGACAUCAUGAAGCAGAUCAACAAAUUCGAAAUGCAGGAAUCCGGUGACGGACUCAAGGAAGACAACACCGUAACUGAGACGUAUUCAGAAACGACGACGACGACGACGACGAUUGAAGAGGUCGGUCAAAUCGGCGAUAAAGGGAUGAAGAAGAAGAAAUCCAAGAAGUCCAGAAAGGAAGAGAAAGAAAACAUUUCUGUUCACGACUCGGACUCGGAGAAUUCCGAUAACCUGUACAAUGUAAACGUAAAGAGUCUGUGUAGAAGUUUCGGCGAUUUAUCCAAAGUAGAUAACGAAACGUACCUAACAACUAGGAACGUAAGGCAAAAGUAUGCGGAACGAGGGAGGGCCAAGUCCUUAAAUGACGUGUCGGUAAACCGCACUGCUAAAAUAAUCGAGGGCGUGUUCGCCGGAGUUUGCGUCAGUGCGUUGCGCGAACGCUUUCGCGAAAAGGAUUUACGGGUUGACGGGCAGGAUCUGAAGUCGAGUUUCAACAAGUUCGACGCGCUCCAGAAGAAGAACGUGCUGCACGUCAGAUCGUCCGAUUCUGUAGGUGCUCAGGACAAAUUCAGUGGUGCGCAAUCAGACGCAACGAACAACUGCAAGGCCUGCUCGAAAACCGUCUUCCAGAUGGAACAGAUCAAGGCCGAGAAGGCGAUCUGGCACAAGAACUGCUUCCGUUGCACCGAAUGUUCCAAACAGCUCAACGUGGACACGUACGAAAGUCACGAAGGAAAUUUGUACUGUAAGCCGCACUUCAAGUCGUUGUUCGCCCCUAAGGUGGUCGAAGAAGACGACUCAGUUCCGAGACCGCGAAAGAACGAGCUGAUUAUAAGGGAGAAUCAGCCCGAAGAGCUGCCACCGGAUGUGGUCCGAGCCAGCGACAAACCGGACUUGGGUCUCGAAGAGCUGCACUCCCUGAACGUCAAGGAACGUUUCCAAGUGUUCGAACACCACCAAACCGAAAGUCAGGAGGUCGAACGUGAACCCGUCAACGUGAAACGUUCUCCCUCCAUCCUGUCGAAGCUGGCUCGUUUCCAGGCCAAAGGUAUGGAUGUGGGCGUCGCCGACGAUUCGCUGAACGGAGUGCCGAUCGAGGAGAGCUCGUCCGAGGGUGAGGAAGAGUGUGAUGGCGAAGAAGUGGAGGGCGAAGAUGCGGACUUGGUGCGCGCCAAACGUGUGCAAAAGGAGAAACCGUUCCAUUUCACCGGCAUGUCCGACGUCAAGAACAGAUGGGAGAAGGGCGACCAGAACGGAAGGGAUGAACGCAGGGAGGAACGCAAGCAAGAAAUACAAAAUAUUAGGAAUCGUCUCUUUAUGGGCAAACAAGGAAAGAUGAAAGAGAUGUACCAGCAAGCAGUCAUGGAGUCGGAGAGUACAGUAAAAAAGACUUCGGAAAAGAUCGAUUUCGAUGCCAAAUCGAUUAAAGAUAAGUUUGAAAAGGGAGAAGUGCUCAAGGAUAAUUUAGAAAAGGAACGGGAUGAAGAAGAGGAAGUGUACGAAAGUGAAAUCAGCAAAAAAUCCAGAUCGUUGUUUUUGGAACUAGACGCCAAUGCUUCGAAACCUCCACAAAUAUCACCAGUUACACCUCCCAGAGUCGAAAUACGAAAAGCUAGAGAAGCCUACCUGAAUAAAGUGUCGAACGAAGACACGGUAAAGUCGACGGAAACGGUGGACGACGUCCAGGUGAAAACCGCCGACAUCCAGCAGCGGUUCAAGUUCUUCGAAACGUACAAAGAGCCGGAGAAGGAGAAGCGCCAGUUCAGAAUCACGCCGCCGCGCGAAGGCCAAAUCAAAGCCCCGACGCCCGAAAGAGAGGUGUACAGGGACCCGGACGUGGUGAGGGCCGAGGAGUACGUCGAAGACUCGGUGAUCGCGCAGGAGACGCACACCGCCACCAAAAUGCUCAACAAGUUCAGGCAAAUGGAGGAGAACUUGUCCAAAGAACCGCAGCCUCAGGGGCCGAAACCGCUGAAACGUUUCACACCUCCGCCAGAGCCGGCGAGGGUCGAAUCCAGUUCGGAGGGUGAGAGCGGUUCCGAGGAAGAAGACGAGGAGCAGGAAACCGUUGACAACUGCGUUUCUCAAGAUUUGCUUGAGGCGCAAAAGGCGGCGAGGGCGAAACAACUGAGGGCGAAAUUCGAAAAGUGGGAGGCGCAGGAGAUACGCAAAGAGCAAACCAACAUAAUCGAGGAAUACGGGGACGAGUCUCAAGUGGAAUCCACACGAUCAUUGAGGGCGAGGUUUGAAAACAUGCGCGACACGAGCCAAGAAAUAAAAACCACUCCGAAAGUAAAAGUCAACAGAUUCGUGGAAUCAAACAACCAGGAUUUGUGCCAGAGGUGCAAAAUGAAAGUAUACCCUUUGGAAAAGAUCUCCGUGCACGGACAGGUGUUCCACAAGAACUGUUUCAAGUGCAUGGAAUGUAACUGCGUCCUCAGGAUGAAUUCGUACACCUACAAUCAGGGUCUGUUGUACUGCAUUCCGCAUUUCAAACGUCUGUUCAUCUCCAAGGGGAAUUACGAGUCGGGUUUCGGUCUGGACCAGCACAAGGACAAGUGGAGUCCUUCACCGAACACCGCGACAAUGGCCUAAGUUUAAUGUGAUUGUGUGAUUCUUGCCUCGUUCGUUUACACUGCAUGUUUUAACAAUGAUAUAUUGUAUAUAUUCUUUUAAAGUUUUGCAGGACGCAAUUUGUUGUACUUAAUCCAAUUAUUUAUGUGCGCGACAGUUUUAAUUAUAUUAGAUUUAAGCUUGUUUUAUUGCUAUUAUUAUAUUUUAGUCCACCGAUUUUAUUAUCAAACAAUAUACAAAGUAUAUGUGAUUUUAUAAUAAACAAAUUUCUUUAUAAAUCAAUCAA